UUUGGCAAUGCCGGCGCUUCGCGUUUCCGCCUAACUGCUGCUGGUUGUCGCCGUGACGUCAAGCAUAGGUCAGGUGACAGAUGCGUUAUACGAGAUGGCCUUGCUGUUGCUCCUUGCUGCUUGGAGAAUUUAGCCGAUGCCAUCAAGUUCAUCAUGUCAGAGUGUGACAGUAAUAAUGCCAUUUGUGAACUGCAAGAAGGGACCUUGUUAGGAGCGGUUAAGUUCAACAAAGUCCUGCCCUGGGAGAGAGAUGCUGAUAUCACAUUUUUGACGUCUGAUUACGAAAAGAUUAAAGAAACAAAGAAGGCAAUGGUGGAGAGAGGCUAUCUAUUACGUGAUAUAAGUUCGCCAUGGUGUUGUGUAGAAGGCCGUAUGGCUGGGGGGAAGAUAGAAAUCCUUGCUGAUGGAUGGUACAUUCAAAUGUAUGGACAACACAAGAUGGAUUCAGAAAGACUCACAAACAUGGGUGUCAGGCCAACAAAGGUUCAGUUCUGUGGAGACUGGGUCAACGUACCUGAAAACCUGGGGAAACAUGUCAGAAACAGGUAUGGAUAUAACAUAUAUAGACAUGCAGAGCAUUGGAUGUCAAGUGGUGCAACUUCGGGUUGGAUUGAGUACCAUACAAAGGGUUUCRAUACAUGUCCAGUACGAGGAUUCCAUGGCUGUCUUGACCAGUAUGAAAAUGAUGGAUCUGUGCAGUUCGAUAACUGGCAUGGUUGAGUACCAAACAAAGGGUUUCGAUACAUGUCCAGUACGAGGAUUCCAUGGCUGUCUUGACCAGUAUCAACCUGAUGGAUCUGUACAGUUCGAUAACUGGCAUGGUUGAGUACCAAACAAAGGGUUUCGAUACAUGUCCAGUACGAGGAUUCCAUGGCUGUCUUGACCAGUAUCAACCUGAUGGAUCUGUACAGUUCGAUAACUGGCAUGGUUGAGUACCAAACAAAGGGUUUCGAUACAUGUCCAGUACGAGGAUUCCAUGGCUGUCUUGACCAGUAUCAACCUGAUGGAUCUGUACAGUUUGAUAACUGGCAUAGUUGAGUACCAAACAAAGAGUUUUGAUACAUGUCCAAUACAGGGACUCUAGGAGCAGGCGUARCUCAGUUUGUUAUAGUGCGCUAGUGCACGGCCUUCAGAGCUAGAGGUCCAUAGUUCGAUCCUUAGGAGCUCCACGUCUGUUUCGACUUCUCUAUGUUCUGUGUAGCGUUAAUAGACCUAGCUCUUCGGCUAGGGGUAAUGUUUUCCCAUUUCAGACCACAUUUCAUUCCCUAGAGUAUCAUUCCUUUGUUUAAGGCUUGCGCUCGGCUGCACAAGAGAAGACACAUGAAUAUGGAUACAGCUCAAACAAAAAAUCUCAUUCUCAAGGGAAUGACACGUGGUCUGAAAUGGGAAAACAUUACCCCAAGCCGAAGAGGUCUAUUAGCUUUAAAUGCCCGUAAAAAGGAACACUGAUAGUAAGAGGGGGUAGAGGGCGCACCUUUGAGCGCAAUAAACAUGAGGCCUUGGCUCGGAAGACUUGGGCAACCAUUCUCCGCGUUAUCGAAGUAAAAUAAUUUACUUUUACCUUUACCUCUAUGGCUGUCUUGAUCAGUAUCAACCUGAUGGAUCUUUACAGUUCGAAAAUUUACAACCAGGUCACGUGUUAAGCUAUAACCAGUAGUCACCAGCCAGUCUCUUUCACAUACAUUUUUUUAAACUCCA
Messenger RNA from Actinia tenebrosa (Australian red waratah sea anemone), 1698 nucleotides. RefSeq lists its product as uncharacterized. The record is from RefSeq and is a predicted model, not a curated record. NCBI's taxonomy places the organism in Eukaryota, Metazoa, Cnidaria, Anthozoa, Actiniaria, Actiniidae.